AUGUUGGGGACAAAAAGCAAUCGGAGAGAGACAGAGACACAGUGGGGACUUCUAAGCAUGGUUCACUUGAAGACCAGUUUGAAUACGUUGCUCAUCCGCAGUUCGAGACCGGAGAUAUUCGAUUUGCUACGAGGCGGUAUGGUUCCGGAUAUGUAUCGCAUAUCAAUCAAUGCUGAUAGAAGAACUUUGGUCAUGCCUCGUAAUAUUUCAGAAAACAUGGAUCACGAGUCAAGGAUCUGGUAUGAGUGGGUGACUGUAAACAAUGCCACGAGACCCGGAAUGAUUGACCUUCUUCCAUUCUGUCUUAUGCGAGGUAGAAACGCUGGAAUAUCGAAUGAUGAUGAUCGUGCUUUAACACAUAUCCUUGAAGUGGAGUUCGAAGGGGAAAUACAGUAUCUAUUUCGGUUUGGUAGAAAGCUGGACCGUUUGUCAUUUGGAGGGUCGAAUGGUCCUGGAUGGAAAGUUAUGCGGGCUGGGAAUACGAGAAGGAGACAUUUGGAGGAAGUGGAAGCUAGAAUGAAAUCUGCUUUCCGCUUUGAUGGAAUUAGGGGGGUGGAAUCUUCCCUAUGGUGGGGGUCUGAAUCGGCAGAUUAUUGGAUCGAGAACAUGACCGAGCCAUGCUUGCAAUGUGGCGUGGUAUCUGAUGCUGAAAUGCCGACAGAGUUAGCCACCAGUUUGGGGAUGUUUGUAACAAGACCAAUAUCCCUUUCUGACCACUCUGGACCACCGAGUCUUGGAGAUCAAGACUUGGGCGAGCUGGAGGAAGACUUGGACACUCCGUACCUUGUAGUUGACGCCACCGACGACCAUUCCGUUACAGUUCCCUGCCAUGGCUGGCGACGGUUCGACGUAUAG
Messenger RNA from Gregarina niphandrodes, 855 nucleotides. RefSeq lists its product as hypothetical. Bases 1 to 855 code for a protein of 284 amino acids. The transcript has a single exon. NCBI's taxonomy places the organism in Eukaryota, Apicomplexa, Conoidasida, Eugregarinorida, Gregarinidae. The record is from RefSeq and is a predicted model, not a curated record.